UCCGCAAGACACAUAUGCCUACCUCUUCUUUUGUACAAUUGUACUUAUCUUUCUCCAUAGUUUUGCAUUCAUAGAGAGAGUGAAACAUUUAUAUAAUCUUAUCUCAAUUGAAAGAAAAUUCUCUUUGAAAUUUUAGUGGAAACCUAUGUUGGCAUGAAAAAGAUGGAACUGGCAACACUAGACAUCAUAAUCAGCUGUCUGACUGAAGAUUUUAUGCACCAGUGCCAUUAACAGCUCACUUUUGUGCUGUGAAAUGAAUCACAGUUGUGAUUAUCUAGUUCACAAAAGCUGCAGAAUACUCAGUAAGAAAACACUUUGGAUUUUAAACAAUUUCUUGAGAACAUUAAGAUGACCAGGAAAAGUGGAGAUUUAAUGUUGCAUAUUAAUUAACAAUAUCCUCUUGUAAAUAAUAGAAUUAACACAACCAUGUGCUCAUCGCUGCACUGUGCUGUCAUACAAGAGCUCCGUCAUCAAAAAUUUAGCCAACAAGUGACGUGACAAAUUCUGUAGACAAUGUGUGAUAUUCAAAAAAAGUUUCUCUGUCCCCGUUUGGUGGACUACCUCGCCAUUGUGGGAGCACGCCCACCAGGUCCGGGACCAGGCUCAAGAGUGGGCUCCAGUGGCAGUACUCCUGCAGUGCAGACUCCAGAACUGUUGCGCAGGUAUCCAAUGGAAGACCACAAGGAUUUCCCUUUGCCUCUUGACAUGGUUUACUUUUGUCAGCCGGAAGGCUGUGUCUCUGUGGGACCACGCCGUACUGCUCUACGAGAAGCAACCUCUUUUGUCUUCACAUUAACUGAGAAGGAUUCAGGCAAGAGUCGAUAUGGAAUCUGCGUUAAUUUCUACCGCCCAAUGGAACGUGUUGCACCACCUGCUGGACUUGGUGGAUCUCGCCGAGACCGUCGCUCGUCAGCAUUUAGAAGAGAAUCCUGGAGAAAGAGUGUUGAGAAAAGCUCAGAUUCAGCUUUUUCUAGUGAUUACCGGAGCAGUCAGGUGGCCCCUAGUGACUCUGACCGGGAUUGUCCCAGCAGCAGCAGACGGGAUUCUGACAGCCAGCAUCCAGGUAGCCUGCGACUGGGGGUGGCCGGAGCUGGUGUACCUGGCGGGGGCAAUGAUUCGGAGAGUGGUGGUUCUCAUUCCCCUUCACCUCGUGCCAGCCGUCGUGCGAGACAGGGAAUUUCAGGAUUAUACCCAAAUUUGAGGGUCCGGAAUCAUUCUCUGACUUCUUUGUGCCUCUUAUCUCAUCACCCAUUUUUCUCAAUAUUUCGCGAAUGUUUAUUCAUUCUCAAGAAACUCAUAGAUGCUUGCAAUGAGAAUACAUCACCAAGACGUGUUGGGGCUUCCAGGCAAAUUUCAAGGGAUUCAGUGUGGAGUGUGCUGACUGGUAGGGCCUAUGAUGGUACACCAUCUAUUGUUUUACAUGAUGUACGUGAAAUUGAAACAUGGAUCCUGCGGUUACUGAGUGCACCAGUUCCAGUGCCUGGGAAGACAAGAGUGGAGGUGGAAGUCUUGUCACCAAGUGUUCGUCCACCACUCGUAUUUGCUCUUCCUGAUCACACACGCUUUUCCUUGGUGGACUUUCCAUUGCAUUUGCCAUUAGAAUUAUUGGGUGUUGAUAUAUGUGUGAAAGUCCUUACACUCAUACUUCUUGAGAAUAAGCUGGUGCUACAAUCACGAGAUUACAAUGCCUUGUCCAUGUCUGUGAUGGCAUUUGUAACAAUGAUUUACCCAUUAGAGUAUAUGUUCCCUGUGAUACCUCUCUUACCAACAUGUAUGAGCUGUGCUGAACAACUAUUACUUGCACCGACUCCUUUCGUCAUUGGUAUACCAGCCAGUUUUCUAAUGUACAAAAAGAAUUUUAGGCUUCCUGAUGACAUCUGGCUGGUCGACUUGGACUCAAAUAAGAUAACACCGCCAUCUGGAGCAACAGAUGAACUACCACCAUUACCAGAACCUGAGGGGACAAUUUUGAAAAACCAUCUUAAACAGGCACUGUCAAGUAUGUCACUGGCAGCACCAACAGUAGUGGUUCCGAGAGAAGAAUCCAUAACCACAGAAGCACAUCAGCAACAUCCCUCUCAGGGCCAGUGGCAGGGUAGCUCUGCUGCACCACCCCAGCAGCCAGGAAUGGGAGCUCCUAGUGGCAGAAAAGAAUCACAUGUUCCAGAACCUUUACAUGCUACAACAGGAUUCAACCCAUUCAUAUAUGGAAAUGAUGUUGACUCUGUUGAUGUUGCGACAAGAGUAGCAAUGGUGAGAUUUUUCAACUCCCAGAAUCUUCUAGCAAAUUUUGCUGAACACACGAGAACACUGAGACUCUAUCCAAGACCUGUUGUUGCAUUCCAGAUUAAUAGCUUCUUGAGAUCCAGGCCUCGAACAACACAUUUUCUUAACCGCUUUGCUCGUACUCAGGCUGUGGAAUUUCUGGCAGAAUGGUCUCUAACUCCUAGCAAUGUCGCAUUCUUGCGUGUGCACACUGGGGUGUUUGAUCCUACUCUUAUUGGAGAUAAAUCCAAGUGGUAUGCACAUACUCUGGAACCCAUUUACUUCAGUGUGUGGGAUGAGAGCAGUUCACUGAGUGGGGCAUUGCGAUCAUUACGUCAGCAGGAGCAACCAACAGAUGAAAGUGGUUCUGAUUCAGAAGGAGCUGAGAGCACAAGCUCAUCAUACUCUUCUCUCAGUGACUUUGUAUCAGAAAUGGUAUCAUCCGACUUAUCACCAAGUUUCCCACCAACAUCGGUUGAUCGUACAGAGCCACCACCAGCUGCACUCACCAUUCAGCCAUUAGCUCUGUGUAGUGGCCUUGACCACCGCACUGUAUAUAAUCCACCAAGCAGUCUGCAGUUUCCUGGUUCCAUGAUGCCUGCUGUCAGUGCUCCAGCAACAUCACCUCCAGGCUCAACCUCUUCUAGCAGAAGUGAUCUCAGCUCGCCUUCCCUGAAUCGUGAUUCUGAACUUGAUUUUGCUGCAGCUGUUGCUGUUGCAAAUAGUAGUCAGGAACAAUUACCAGCUGAAUCAUUGCAACCUCAGCGACUGGGAACACUGGAGAAAGAAGACAUAGCAAGCCCAGGUGGAGAAUCAGAUUCCAACUCAACGAUGACAACAGCUACCCCUAAGACUGUACUAAGUCAACAGUCAUCUAUACCGCACCGAUCUCCUACUCCCAGCCUUGGUAGUGAGGGCUCUGGUUCACUCUCACUAGGAGGUUCAUCAGAUAGAGAGAGAGAUAGGCCUGGCACUCCAAGAGCACCUCAUCGUCCACCACGGCCUGCCACACCAGUUCCUCCUUCAAGCCCAGGCCCACAGCGCCAAACAAGCUUGGGAAAUGUCCUGGCACGUACUGCUAGUUUUGGUUCGGGAAGCAGCAGGGACAGUGGCAGUGGGAGUAGUGGUGUUCCACGACAGGGUAGCCAAACAUCAUUGCUGGAACAAUUUGCUGUUUCUGCAAAGGAAUUGGUGCGAGAAACUACGCGGCAGAGUAGUCAGGAUGGACUCCUUGCACAUAUGGACAAGUUGAAACUACAAGCCAAAGAAAAAAUCAAUGAGGCAACUCAUGAAGAGGGAAGCUUAUUUGCACCUCUUGAACAGUUUACUAUCCAGGCCAAAAAAGCAGCUGAAGAGGCUUCAAAAUCCGUCCAAGAAGCAUCUAAGACAGCUCUGGAAGCCAGUAAGACUGCAGCUGGUGUCAGCAAGAAUACAUUUGAGGAUUUGACAUAUGUUGGAAAGAGUACCUUGGGUGAUCUAACAAAAAGUGCCAAACAGGCUGCAGCAAAGAAAGGAUUUAUUAAGGUAACUUUUUCAUCUGGUAAUCAACAUGUAUACACUGUAAAUCAGGACUUCCUACAAAUUCAUGAGCUUACAUUCUAUGUGUCAAGCUCUUCUGUGUCUAAAUGGUUGAAAACAAUUCUUCUGGCUGGACCUAUAGGUGUGGGAGAUUUUAUUGCACAAACUGAUGUUAUUUACUUUCAGAAGUUGUCCAUCAUGACUUCUGAUAUUUUUAUGAAGAAUAAUAAGAUUCUUAUAGCUACCUCUACUGUCCUUCUGCUGGUCUGCUUGUCCAUUAACACCGUUAGUCCCCGUUGCACUCAAAACUGUGUUGGAUACAUUAAGACCUAUGUCGCAGCUGGAGAUUUGUUCACUAGAUGUCGUUGGCGAGUACCGGUACAAAAUCUGACCUUUCUUGCAGAGCUGGUUGUAAGUGUUUUUACUACAUCACACCGUUUCCAUGGGUUUGAUACUGAUGAAGCAAUGUUCCUGCACAAUGACAAAUUCAUUAUAUAUUCAUUAAAUCUGUACACUGUUUCGUUGACUUCUGGCUUGAUAAUAACUGCAUCGUCCAAAUUGAAAUCACUAGUAAGAUCUGAUGCCCCUUCAACUACACCACUGAGGCAUGCAUUUGGUUUAACAACAGAUGAUGAGCCUCAUUCAGCUCUAGAACAAAACAGAGCACAACAGACCAUUAAUAAGAAUUUAAGAGACAGAUCAGAAACUAAGCUAAGUAGAAAAAUAUAUUGCUUUCUGCUGCUUUUUAAAGAAGAGGAGCCUCAUUCAGCUUUAGAACAAAACAGAGCACAACAAACCAUUAAUAAGAAUUUAAGAGACAGAUCAGAAACCAAGCUAAGUAGAAAAAAGACCUUUCUUCUGAGUAGCAGUCAUGGGAGCAGUAUGGCAGCACUCGCAGGAAAAAAUUGUGAUCAUGCUACCAGAUCACAAGCAUUUGAAGAAGAGCAGGUAUUGGUAUUUAAGGGAGCUGGCUAUAACCUGACCAAGAAUAGAGAAUACAGUACCAGGAGUGACCUGGAGAAGCUAAGUGCAGUAAAAUCAUGCUCAAGUGUGGAUUCUGCAAUAAAUGUGCCAUGUGGGUCAAUGCAGUCAGGCCGCUUGUUCCGUGUAUUCCCAAUCCUUUCAUUGAAGUCUCCCAGUGGCACUUUAAUAGUGGGAGCAUAUGCUGAGAUUAAUAUGAUGGGGCCCGAUGUCCUUAAUCUGAAAGUUGUUAAUCAUUCAGAAAUAGAUUUUGGUUAUUCACGGCACCUAAGCAGCUGCCUUUCUCUGAGAGAUGAGUUUCCUGUAAUGCAGCCACUCAGUGCAAAAAUGCAGCAGUUCUCUGUCAAUUAUGGCUGUUUUUUUGACUGCAGGGGCAGUAUCUGUAGGAGUGUCAUGUCUGGAUGUCUCAAUAACCAACCUAGUAUCAAGCACUGCAAGAUGCUUGCUGCUCCAUACACUCAUAUAACUACAAGGAGAAAGUGGAGUAUCCUCUCCAUAGGCACUGCAUCACCUGGGACUUAUUUAAAAACCAUGAACUUGCCCAGCAUUCAUGACUUUCUCUCAACCCAAACAAAGGUUGAACCGUGCUGUUGCCGUGGUACUCUGGAUCCGUUGUCUUUUUCACUAAGCAUAUGCACCAUACUGAAGCCCUCCUGCACCACUGCAGCUGCCAUUGGGGAGUUCACCCACAAACUUAGGCAUACUUUUGCUCCGUUUGAAAAACAAAUUCACACAGAUAAGUUGAAAUAUUAUGACAUCAGAGUUACUGUUAGUAGCUGGAUUUCAUCCUAUCGAACUAAAAGGAUUCAGAGUGUUGUGUUACGAAACUCGAGGAGUACCAUUGACAACAAUCAGUCACUGAUUGGAAGCAAAAUAUUUUACAAUGUAUACAAUAUAUCUAAGGCCCUACUCUUGCUUGGUGAAAUAAAGAAAAUAGCUGAGGUACCAGAUAUGAACUGUAUUGCAACAAUUUCAUAUAACAUACAUUCACAGCCCAACCAACAACAGCAGCACCAACAGCAACAGCAGCAGCAGGGAAAUAUCCAGACAGCUACUGGACAGCCGGGAGGUGGUCCAAACAACUUAUUGGUGCAGCCUGAUCUAGGCCGCACUGCAGGCAGAGACUUCUUCUCCAAUGUCAGUUCAGAGCUGAAUGGCAUUGCAGCCCAGACCUCCAGCAUGUUCAGUGGAUUCUUUGGAUCAAAAAGCACUUCUAGUCCUAGAAGCAGUAGCCCUGGAACGGCAGCUGCCACUGUCACCAAGCCCAAAGAAAAGGCACAGCCAUUUGGUCCUUUUCCUAAAGGCCGUAAGGGAUUGGUAGAAAAAUCAUCUCUGAUACGACAUACAACUACAAAAAGCAGGCAAGAGGAAUUGCAAAGAAUACAGAGUGCUGAACGUUCCACCACAAAUUCUGAGAAUCAAGCUUUCCUGAAGGAUGUUGUGAAUCAAGUUUUAGAUGGGGAAGGUGUUGGAUGGUUAAAAUUAAAUCGCCUGAAAAAGCUUAUGGAGGAUGAGAGCUACAGAAACUUUGUAGUGAGCAAGUUGAAUCGUACUCUGGAGAGAAAAAUCAGUCCUGAUGAUCACAUUGAUGAUGUUUGCGUCAGUCGAGCUGUCUGGAAAGGCAUGUUGAAAACACUACAAGCUGUGAUAUACGGCUUGGAGCAAACAUAUUCAAACAAUGGUUUGGGUGGCAUGGCUUCAGCAUUUCAAGUGCUGGAGAUUGCACAUACACACUACUGGACAAAAGAUUUAUCGGAAGCUCCAGGCAUGGAUCUUGCUGCUAGCAGUACCGCUGCGAUGUCACAGGCAAGUGGAAUUUUCCAUUCUUUAAAUAAAUAUUUUAAAUUGUACAUUAUGAUAAAUAAAUCUCUCUUUGAAUUUCUUGAUAGUCAAGUUGUGCUCUGGCUGUCAACUUUUAAUGUUUUUCAGACUCGAUCCCUAGACCAUUGGGUUGUUUUUCAGCAGGUAAUAAAUCCACUCCAAAAUUUGCAAUUCUUCAUCUCAUAUGGUGCACAACCCCACUACCUAGCUGAUGACUGGGAUUUUCUCAGUGAUCGCUUUCCAGGUCAACGGAUUGGCCAUGAUUUGCCAAUUGGAUGUUGUGCUGUAUAUAGAAAUAAAGUGAGUAUAUUGAACUGUUUGAUUUCUAAAUCUUUGUAUGUGACAGUUGCCAGGAAAACUAUAACUGUUGAGGUCUCAUCCUGUUUGAAGCCGUGCCACAAAGCCUUGUUUUCUACCAAAUUUGGCAUUCUGGUCUACUGUGUAUGGAGCACUCACUUCCAGCUAGAUUCCAAAGUUUCUGAGAAGCUGUUUCAUGUUACAAUUAAUGUACCCAGUACUACUGUCUGCAUGCAGUACUUUCAUUCUUUGACUGAACAUAUUCAGCAAAAGGGCAUUUAUUUAAUGAAAUCAAUCAAUGAAAUUAAAUUUGUGUCUGAGAAAAUAAGUGGAGAAACAGUUUGUUCCACAUUGCAUGUGUUGUCUCACAAACUAACAGAUUUUGCAUUUGAUUUGUGUUUGCUGAUGUGGAAAUCAAACAUCUCUUCAGCCAUUGUAGACUACUUUUUGUCUAAGCACCUCAAGAUCAGCAUAAUGAGAUUUUGCCUAGAAAUGCAAAAUCUCAUUCAAUGUUAUAAAAGCAGAAGAAACUUAUUGAUAAUUUUUCUGAAUGUUCUAUCUCUUAAAGCAAGGUUCCAUACACAAGCUUGGGAAAAUGGUUUUGAAAAGUGCUGGCAUGAAAGAUGCAUGUCAAACAGUGCAGAAAUUACAUAUGGUGCGAUAAUAGCAGUGCCUGUGAAGUUGUCUGGAAGGAGCUGUACACACAAGUUUGUGUUGCUUGUGGCUGAAGGGUUAAGAUGUUACUAUAUAAAUCAUGUAUAUAUACCAUUACUGCUUAUGGUCACGGAGUUAUUCCUGCAAGUUGUGCCUCACCAAAAUAUAUUUCAGACAAUUAAUUAUAUCACUAACACAUCAGACAAACUGUGUGUGAAAAGGAUAGGAUGGAUAAUGACCUACAUUGAGACAGGGUUUAUUUCUGCAUUGAAGCUCAGUUUGCCAGUAGAAUGCUCCUUAAAUGUCUGUAGACAUUUAUUAAGACAUUUUGAGCCCAAAGUUGUGUGGGACACAUCAUGGAUAAUGUACAACACAUCAGAACUUGCUGGCCACAGAUCCGCUUCUUCUUCUUUGCUAAUAACCACAUUUUUGUUGUGGCAAAUCACUGUAAUUGAUGUCAGACAAUGUGGAGAAUGUCAUUUUCACUUCUCACCACUGCAAGUAGUUCAACUAACUAGUGACGGGAGCUGGUGCAGGAUAAAUGUUCCAAGUGAACAGCUAUCUGCUAGCACGAGGCAUAACCUUCUGAAGAAGGAUGAAGUAACAGAUCUGUGUAUUAUCAGCUGUAAACUAACACAGAAAUUGUUGUUUGCACAGUGUUGCACUGUGGUUUUAAAACUAAUGACUAGAAGGUCCACACUCAUGCACCAUCAGUCUAUAAGCAGAAAAGUACGCCUAUUUGUGGAGAAAAAAAUAGGGAAUGAAGGUCCUUACAUGUUGACUGAGGGAAUGAAGAGGUUGUUCAAGUUAGUGUGUAGAAUCUUUUAUCCACACAAUCCCAAAGGAGUCAUGAAAGGAAAACAUUGGGACACGAUUGAAAGCAUCCAGGCGCAUGUUACAUUCCAGAAAAGGCCUUGCAGGAUGCCUUCCAGGCAUGGAAACACUGCCUCCAGAAGUGUAUUGAUGCAAGAGGGUCCUAUUUUGAAAGUUUUUGAUUAUUUAUCUUUAGGAAGUUUGUUAUUAAGAAUCAAACACAAUUUGAAAACAAUAAUAACAUUCAUAAAUAUAAUAUUAGAAGGAGAACUGACACUAUCCACCACUCAAAGCAUGUUUUGGUUGUCCAAUUCUGGUGUCCAUGUUCCACUAAUUGGUACACAGAUUCUUAUAUUUUUCGUAAUAUCAAGGCCAUUUUUUAAAUAUCUCCAAUGGAAAGCAUCAAGUCCAUUUGGAAGUCAUGAAAAUCUGAAGUCCCCGCAGAGCCCGCAUGGUUUCCAGCUUCCCCCUCACUCCGAUUUUUAUCCUCCAGACAGUUCUCGGAAAUCAUCUCAGGCUGGUAUUUAUGAUUCACCUCCAUCAGUGCGGUUGAUUCAGGAUCCUCAACAAGGAACAGAAGAAAGUGGUGAUGGGCAGUCUACCACUGAUAUGCUCCGUGAUUUGCUCAAUCAGAAACGGCAUUUGCUUUUAUCUAAAUUAACCUCCAUGGACUCUGAGGGUGGGACUGAGAACACUUUACAUGGCUCAACUGAGGGUGUGGCUUCUUGCAAUGCAUCCGAUGCUGGCAGUAUCAUCACAAACCCGGCAUUCACAAGACAAAGGGCCGGUCACCAAGCUUCGUUCCGUAGUACUGUUUCUGAUAGUGAGAUAGAACAGGGCAAUUUUCCACGCCAAGCAAAGCAACGAACACCUAGUGUCUGGUCGAGCAAAUCAUCUCUUAGCACCGGAUUUCGAUACCAUGGUGGAAAUAUGAUCAACACUUCAACAACACCAAGUCCUGAUACAGGAAGAACAUAUCUCUUUGAAGGACUUAUUGGCAAGGAACGCUCCAGCCUGUGGGACCAGAUGCAGUUUUGGGAGGAUGCCUUCCUUGAUGCAGUUUCACAAGAAAGAGAUAUGGUUGGAAUGGAUCAAGGACCAGGAGAGAUGAUGGAAAGGUAUAAUUCUCUCAGCGACACAGAAAGGAAAAGGUUGGAACAUGAUGAAGAUCGACUUCUUUCCACAAUGUUGUAUAACCUGGUAGCAAUCAUGGUCAUGAUGAAUGUCAAUAAAUUAGAUAUAAAGCGUAAAGUGCGCAGACUGCUUGGAAAGAGCCAUAUUGGGUUAGUCUACAGCCAAGAAGUUAACCAGUUACUGGACCAAAUAAACAACCUGCAUGGCAAUGACAUUGAUCUGAAGCCACUAGGCUCAAGGCAGAUGCACCGACAAAGCUUUACAGUUCAUGCAGGUGUAGAUCCUUCUGGUGAUUUACUGUUCCUUGAAGUUCGUGAAGAUGGACUUGUCUUGCGUUCUGUGAAUGGUACAAUUGUUGAGCGGUGGUGGUUUGAACGGCUUGUUAACAUGACGUACAGCCCAAAAAAUAAGGUGCUGUGCCUUUGGAGACGAAAUGGUGGUCAGACACAGUUGCAUAAAUAUUAUACGAAAAAGUGUAAAGAUCUCUACUAUUGCAUAAAAGAAGCAAUGGAGCGGGCAGCAGCAAGAGGUAGUGGUGCUCUGGCCGGAGUAGAACUUGGAGGGGAGUUCCCAGUACAAGAUAUGCGAACUGGUGAAGGUGGCUUACUGCAAGUGUGUCUUGAGGGAGUUGGUCUGCUUUUUGCCAACAGCAAGGAUUUCGAGUUCUUUGUACGGUUGGAUCACAUUCGCAAAUGCUUCACUCAGAAAGGUGGAAUCUUCGUCUUGGAAGAAUAUAACCCCAAGACAAGACAGGUGAUACAGAGGAGGUACAAGUCUUCAAUGUCAGAUCAGAUUUGCUACUCGGUGCUGUGUGUUUUCUCGUAUAUCGCAGCAGGACAAGAACACAGGCAUUUGCAGCAAAGCCAAGGAGAUGGGGUGUCUCUUCCAUCACAACAACACUCGUCACACUCUCCGCAGCACCUUCAUUGAAGUUCUGAUUUCUAUGCUACCUUGAUUUCUUAUUGAUUCCAAAACUAUGCUUUAUUACAGUUUAAUAUUGGAAGCUUAAUAACACAAAUAAGAAGUUCAAGUUAUGUACAAGUUUUGUAUGAAAUGUUCAGGUUAUGCAAAAUGAAAUGAAUGCUCAGUUUGAAAAAGUUGUUGUAGCUAUUUAUUUAAAUUCUUAAAUUGCAUAAGUUUUGUGUUCUCAUUACCAUAUAACCUACAGCUAUGCAAUGUUAUAUGAAUAUGAACUCUCUUGCAAAAAACAAUGUUAAAAUUUUGUGUUCUCCUUACCAUGUAACUUACAGCUAUACAAUGUUACAUGAAUAUGAACUCUCUUGCAAAAAACAAUGUUUAUCAAUUAGUGCCCAUACAGCUUUUGAUGGCACAAAGGCUUCAUUAUCCAGAACAAAUGUGAAAUGCUAAUUCUCAUUUGACUUCAUUUGGUCUUUAGUUUUGGUCCACAUAGUUUACCCAGCAGCCUCUUAGAAAUGUACUUGGAUAAUUUAUGGGUCCACUGCAUGUUAUGGGCCAAAUAGGGUAUUUAAAAUAAAUACCAAGUGCAACUGAUACAACACCAAAUAGAAUAUUAAUGAUAUGUUAUGUAGUCCCAAUAUAUUAUUUCUUUCUAAUGAACAUAAAUUCGGUAUCUGCC
Schistocerca americana (American grasshopper) is the source of this 11080-nucleotide messenger RNA. RefSeq names its product MAP kinase-activating death domain protein (gene Rab3-GEF). The transcript has 75 exons. Gene Ontology annotation, biological process: regulation of Rab protein signal transduction; regulation of apoptotic process. Gene Ontology annotation, cellular component: cytosol. The record is from RefSeq and is a predicted model, not a curated record. Gene Ontology annotation, molecular function: guanyl-nucleotide exchange factor activity. Lineage: Eukaryota; Metazoa; Arthropoda; Insecta; Orthoptera; Acrididae. The coding region runs from base 514 to 10413 and encodes 3299 amino acids.